Messenger RNA from Dryobates pubescens (Downy woodpecker), 3453 nucleotides. RefSeq names its product myocyte enhancer factor 2A (gene MEF2A). Gene Ontology annotation, biological process: positive regulation of transcription by RNA polymerase II. Lineage: Eukaryota; Metazoa; Chordata; Aves; Piciformes; Picidae. Bases 262 to 1926 code for a protein of 554 amino acids. The transcript has 12 exons. The record is from RefSeq and is a predicted model, not a curated record. Gene Ontology annotation, molecular function: protein dimerization activity; RNA polymerase II cis-regulatory region sequence-specific DNA binding; DNA-binding transcription factor activity, RNA polymerase II-specific.
UUUCCCAAAAAUAGCGCCCAGCGGGUAUCCGUCCGCCGGUGUCAGUGUCUCCUGAGGAGCCUCAGCGGGGAGGAGGCAGGAGUGGCGGCGGCGGGCAGCGAAGGGACGCGGGCGGGUGGUUAUAAGAAGAAAUAGGAACCUGAACCUCCAGCUGAAGACAAAGUGAAAGAAAGCUGUAUCAUGUGUUAGAAUACUGAAGAGUGACAUUUCUCGGAUUAGUGUAUUUCGGGAUAGCAAAGUGAAAGAAAGAAGAGGCUGAAAAUGGGGAGAAAGAAAAUACAGAUCACAAGAAUAAUGGAUGAACGGAAUAGACAGGUCACCUUUACAAAGAGGAAGUUUGGAUUAAUGAAGAAGGCAUAUGAGUUGAGUGUACUCUGUGACUGUGAAAUAGCACUCAUCAUUUUUAACAGCUCUAACAAACUCUUUCAGUAUGCCAGCACUGAUAUGGACAAAGUUCUCCUUAAAUACACAGAAUACAACGAGCCCCACGAAAGCAGAACCAACUCAGAUAUCGUUGAGACCUUAAGAAAGAAAGGCCUUAAUGGUUGUGAGAGUCCUGAUGCUGACGAUUACUUUGAGCACAGUCCGCUAUCGGAGGACAGAUUCAGCAAACUAAAUGAAGAUAGUGAUUUUAUUUUCAAGCGAGGCCCUGCUCUGAACAAGAAGGAACACAGAGGGUGCGACAGCCCGGACCCUGACACUUCAUAUGUGCUCACGCCACAUACAGAAGAAAAAUAUAAAAAAAUUAAUGAAGAGUUUGAUAAUAUGAUGCGGAAUCAUAAAAUCGCACCUGGCUUGCCUGCUCAGAAUUUCUCGAUGUCAGUUACAGUUCCAGUGUCCAAUCCCAACACUUUAACCUACAGUAAUCCAGGGAGUUCCCUCGUAUCCCCAUCGCUGGCAGCCAGUUCAUCGUUAACGGACACAACCAUGCUCUCCCCACCUCAGACCACCCUACAUCGGAACGUAUCGCCUGGGGCCCCUCAGAGACCACCGAGUACUGGCAACGCAGGUGGGAUGCUGGGGACAACUGACCUCACAGUCCCAAAUGGAGCUGGUACCAGUCCAGUUGGAAAUGGCUUUGUGAAUUCUCGAGCUUCACCAAGUCUACUUGGAACUACUGGUGGUGGGAAUGGCUUAGGCAAAGUCAUGCCUACAAAGUCUCCACCUCCACCUGGAGGAGGUAAUAUCGGAAUGAACAAUCGCAAACCUGACCUCCGUGUUGUCAUCCCACCCUCCAGCAAGGGUAUGAUGCCACCACUGUCGGAGGAGGAUGAAUUGGAGUUGAACACCCAAAGGAUAAGUAGUUCUCAGUCUACACAGCCUCUUGCUACCCCUGUGGUGUCGGUGACAACUCCCAGCUUGCCUCCGCAGGGACUGGUGUAUUCGGCCAUGCCUACUGCCUACAACACUGAUUACUCCUUGACUAGUGCAGACCUGUCUGCCUUGCAGGGGUUUAACUCCCCAGGGAUGCUGUCCUUGGGGCAGGUGUCAGCCUGGCAGCAGCACCACCUUGGUCCAUCCGCCCUCAGCUCUCUCGUUACUGGCAGCCAGCUAUCUCAGGGUUCAAAUUUAUCCAUUAACACCAACCAAAACAUCAACAUAAAAUCUGAACCAAUUUCACCUCCCCGGGACCGUGUAACUCCCUCUGGGUUCCCGCAGCAGCAGCAGCCCCAGUCACAGCCGCAGCCCCAGCCCCAGCCUCAGCCCCAGCCCCAGCAGCAGCAGCAGCAGCAGCAGUCGCGGCAGGAACUGGGUCGCUCUCCUGUCGACAGUCUCAGCAGCUCCAGCAGCUCCUACGACGGCAGCGACCGGGAAGACCCGCGAAGCGAUUUCCAUUCGCCCGUCGUGCUGGGCAGGCCACCGAAUUCAGAAGACCGGGAGAGUCCCUCGGUGAAGCGGAUGAGGAUGGACACGUGGGUGACAUAAAUGCUUGGCUCUACCACCUCAGUUUUGUGUUCUCAAAGUGAACUGUCCUGACAUAUCUAAAUUUAUAAAUAAGGACAUAAGUAUAUUUAUAUGUAUAUACAUACAUGCAUAUAUAUAUCUUCACACGCAUAUAUAUGUGCUAGUGUGUGUAGCAUACACAAAAUCAUCAGGCACUUACGACAAACUUCUUGUAUAGCUGCAGAUGUCCCAUGGUAAAACGUAAGAGAACAAUCCUGUAGGUAUUGAUCUAGUCUGGCACUUACCUGGACUCGUUGUUUUCAUGAUAUAAUCUGUUUUGCAGAGAAACCCUCUACCCGCAGUAUAACCCGACCACACUAGAUUGCCGAAACCGGGAGGGCUCGCCUGUAGUAACGUCCCUGUGUGUGUAUUCAAGCUGUAUGGUUACUCGUAGUUAAGAAAUAAUGCUUUGUAGCAGCAGAGCAGUAGAGAAGCAGGAAGAAGAAAGCAAUACUGUACAUAAAACGACCUUUAUAUUACCCAACCUGGCAUGGGUCUCUAUCGCAGAGGGUGCAUGGAGAAGGGCUGAUGCUAUAAGAAAUAAACAAAAACCCUGUUUUGCACGUGCUAAAAAACCAUAAAAAUAGUGUAUUGGGUCAAAGAAGUGAUUUUUUUUAACGAGUGAGAGAGAGACAUAGAGAACUCGCAUGAACUAUUCAGAAACUAUUAGCCUAGAAAAUAGAACAUUAACAAAAUAAAAUUAAUAUAUUAAGUUAUAAUUGGAAUAUGUUUGACAAAUUUGUUUUUACGUUCAUACCUUUGACAAAUAUAGAAACGGAUUUUAGCUCAUGUAUAUUUUAUAUUAAAGAAAACAAUACCCUAAUGGAUUGAAGACUAUAUAUAAAGUUAUAUACAGUACUUUUGAACACAUUCUGCUAUGAAUUAUUUAUAUAAGCCAAAGCUGUAUGUUGUAGCUUUUUUGUAGAGUAUAGUUUUAUCUUAUUUUGACUUUCUAGUUUUUGCUUUCGAAGACGAAAAGGAAAAACUUGCAGGCGGAACCUUGGGGGAAAAAUAAGCCAUGAACACUUCUAUGUAAAUUUAAAUUUGAGCCAAACUCUUUGUGUAUAUAGCAUCCUAAAUAUAUUAUCACCUUUGGUGUAAGUACCGACGUAUCGUACGUUCACCAGAUUACAAAGUAUAUUUUUGUGGAUUGACGCCGACUUGAGAAAGGCGAGGUCCUUAUUAAGUAGAGUAUUCACUGUUUAAUAUUUACUAUUUUGUUAAAUAUACUGUACUUUCUUUGGAUUUUAAUUAUUAUUAAUAUUAUUAUCCAGAUUUUUCAGAGGGUGUAUAAAGGGGUUAUUCCCCUCACUGGUGGUGAAUGUGUGCCGUUCAAUUGUAAUCUCUGUGCUGUAUGGUUAAGCUUCAUUAUACAUUUUAUAUAUAUGUAUAUAAAUAGCAAAGUGGCAAAAAAAUAAUCCGGUGUUAAGUUCAUCCUGCAUAAAUACACAAAAGGUUUUAAGGCAUCAUUUUAAAGCUGCCUAUUCUGAGGAGGAAAAACAAACAAAA